AUGGUAUCCAGUAGCCAGACUCAACUGUCUGGUUCUGCAAAUGAACAAAAUAACAGUAAUGUCAAAGUAGUUGUGAGAAUCCGUCCAGAAAACAAUCAAGAACUAGAAGGCAAUUCCAGGACAGUCGUCAAAGUUCUUGAUGAACAUGUUCUCGUCUUUGAUCCCAAGGAGGAAGCCACCGACAGCUUCUUCCAUGGCAAGCGUAUUAGAAAUAUACUUCAGAAGAAAAAUAAGGACAUGAGAUUUGCCUUUGAUAGAGUUUUUGAUGCUUCAUCAACUCAGCAAGAGGUGUAUGAGAAUACAACUAAAGAAAUUAUUGAUGGAGUGCUUAAUGGAUAUAACUGCUCAGUGUUUGCUUAUGGGGCUACUGGUGCUGGGAAAACUUUCACCAUGCUAGGGAGUCCAGAGUCUCCUGGUGUAAUGUUCAAUACCAUGGUGGAGCUGUAUAAACGAAUUGAUAGCAUCAAAGAAGAGAAAACAUGUAAUAUUGCUAUAUCAUAUCUAGAAGUUUACAAUGAAAACAUUCGUGAUUUGUUGAAUCCUGGGAUGCCCCUUGCCGUAAGGGAAGAUUCAACAAAGGGAGUGGUGGUGUCUGGGCUGUCUUUACAUCAACCCAGCUCUGCCGAGGAUUUAUUGCACAUGUUAGAAUAUGGUAAUCAAAAUAGAACACAACAUCCUACCGAUGCUAAUGCUCAGUCAUCAAGAUCACACGCUGUCUUUCAGGUGUUUGUGAGACAGAAAGCCCGGACAGCUGGGCUGAGUGCCGAUGUGAAAGUAGCCAAGAUGUCGCUGAUUGACUUAGCUGGUUCAGAGAGAGCAACUGUUACCACAAACCGUGGUGCAAGGUUCAGAGAAGGCGCCAAUAUCAACAAGUCGCUGCUCGCUCUGGGAAAUUGCAUCAAUGCGUUGGCUAACCCAAAGAAUAAAGGACAGCAUAUACCGUAUAGGGACAGUAAACUGACAAGAUUGUUGAAGGACUCUCUUGGUGGAAACUGUAGAACUGUCAUGAUAGCUGCAGUCAGUCCGUCUCAUUUAACUUUUGAUGACACAUAUAACACUUUGAAGUAUGCAGACAGAGCUAAGAAUAUUCGCUCUAAUUUGAAGAGCAAUGUUGUUAGUGUUGAUUUUCAUGUGACUAAGUAUGUGAAAAUUGUUCAAGAGUUGAGAACUGAGAUUACGGAAUUGAAAGUGAAGCUAAAAUCCUAUGAAGAAGGCAAUGUACAAGCCAGGAAAGGAAACAACAGCAAGGAAGAUGAAGGCAUAGUUAAAAUGCAAGAUCUUCUGAUGAGUUUAUUCAUUGAAAGAUCCAGCAUCAGGCGAGAGUUGAUGGAGCUGGAAUCCUGUGAUCGAGACUUGACAGUCAAAAUAGCUAGAAAGGAAAGGCAUAAAGAAAGACUUCACCUGGUGAACCAUGAACAAUGUGUGAGUUAUUUGUAA
Messenger RNA from Saccoglossus kowalevskii, 1437 nucleotides. RefSeq names its product kinesin-like protein KIF18A. The record is from RefSeq and is a predicted model, not a curated record. Gene Ontology annotation, biological process: microtubule-based movement. Lineage: Eukaryota; Metazoa; Hemichordata; Enteropneusta; Harrimaniidae. Gene Ontology annotation, molecular function: microtubule binding; microtubule motor activity; ATP binding.